Molecule: messenger RNA, 749 nt
Organism: Paraphaeosphaeria sporulosa
Lineage: Eukaryota; Fungi; Ascomycota; Dothideomycetes; Pleosporales; Didymosphaeriaceae
Product: Molybdopterin synthase sulfur carrier subunit
Exons: 1
Coding region: 16-306 (96 amino acids)
Biological process (GO): Mo-molybdopterin cofactor biosynthetic process
Cellular component (GO): cytosol
Source: RefSeq, a predicted model, not a curated record
UAUACAGGAAUCGCCAUGGCGUCACCAAAAGCCCCUGCAGGCCAUUUCUCGAUCUUAUACUUUGCCUCCGCGUCGACGUUUACAAAUAAAACUAGCGAAUACCUGUCUGCGCCGGUGGAAGCUCGAGGCCUGUUCUCCAAGCUCGAGGAGCUGUAUCCCGGCAUCAAUGACAAGGUCCUGAACAGCUGCGCAGUGACAGUCAACCUAUCCUAUAUCGAGAUUGAUGGUGAUGAGGCCCCCGAUCUUAAGAUUGUGAUCAAAGAAGGCGACGAGGUGGCCAUCAUCCCGCCAGUCAGUUCAGGAUGAACCAGCAAAGGUAGCAGAGGUAGUUGAGAUUGCACACCUUGGCGCACAUAUCGUAGUCGCUGAGCCAGUGGCUGAGUGGACACGCUUGCUCUAGGAUACCUCCGAAUCGUUUCCUUGAUGUUCCAAAACUUGAAGCAUUCAGUGCUCUCUUGGGCCAUGGCCUUCUGCCAAUACACGUGAAGUCUGGUAGCUAGCUAGCCAAGACCCCUCCGCUAGAUGGGGAGUGCGCCCGUUGUCGGCAGUGUGUGAAGGUUGUGGCUAUUCGGGUUGAAGCUGUACCUAUUAGGCCCAGACGGAGAGUACUGCGCAAUACCACUCUUACGUGCAUGAAAAUUUCUAUAAGAAUUUACAUAGUCAAAUAGGCUGAAUCGAUUCCAACACCGCCUGCAAGUGCACCCUUUGUCUUCCACGACAUGAACGUGCUGGCUCCCUUUGAUUGGAAG